CAUGCUCAGAGGGUGAAUCCCCUGGGCGAGCCGGAGGAACACGUUCGGAAGUCCCGCCUUCCUUUCCUCUGUGAACUGUCCCAAAGGAACCGUCGGCUCUCUGCUGUGAUGCCCGUUUUCCGCUCCCCCCGGGACUGGGCCACAGGAAGGUUCAGUGGAUGGAGUUGCCUACCCCUCAGAAAGUCCAAGAGCCCCCAAAGAGCUUUGAAGAAUUCUUAAAGUCUCAGAACUGGGAUUAUUGGCCCAGGGAUGUUCACAUUAGAGAUGGUGAUAUAUGGGAAAACACUCUGAGAAAACUAGAAGAGGCUGUUUCAUAUAAUUCAGUUUAUUCUUAUCUGUGGACCAACGUUCCUAGACUAUAUGAAAUCGUCGACAGCAUGGAGUCAAAGUUAAAGGAAUGUUCACAUCUUUUGCAACAGCAUGCCUCCAGAUUAUUUGAAAGUGACAGACUGAUCUCCAAGAAAAGGACAUAUACAAACCUGGACCGCUACAAGGCAUUUCUAAAAGAACACUAUAGGCGAAAGAAGAUAGUGCUUUCAGAUCAAAUGGAGACAGAGAAGAAUAUAGAGGGUUGCACCUUUUUACUCAAACAAAAUGAGCUGACACAAUUACCCAGACAUUUGGAUGCUAAACAGAUUUAUCUUUAUGUUUUAAGAACCCAUAACCUUGAGGAAAAGGUAUUUAAAGUCUGGAAAACCCACAUUCUCUCAGACUGCUCCAUUGCUCUUUUGCAUGACUGCUUUUGGUGGUGGUUUCUGCAUAAAUUCAAGCCUGACAAAAGAGAUCAAGAUUGGUUAUUUGACAGAAUCGCAGAAAGUUAUGUCACUCUUUUCAUGAGAAUACCUCUAAGGAGAAAGGAUAUAUUCUUUCAGAUGUAUCCCGACUGGUUGGCUCAAGCUGUCUACACAACCUUCCAGGAAUCAUUUCCAGAAUCCUGCAGCCUCUUCAAUGAUAACUUCAAAGAAGACCUAGGAAAUACUAUUUUUCUUUGGUUGUCAGGUCUAAAACCUGCGCCUGGCUUUUGGACCCACUGGAAACUGCAAGACCUCUGCACAACCACCAUUCAUGGCUGCAGGCGUGUACCUGUGAAGUUGAGAAGGGGGAUCAUGUCCAGCCAGGAGCACACAUCAGCCACUGUAGGUCUCAAAAUCGAGGAUAUUUUGAAGAACCCAAGAGCACUGCCUGUACUCAAGGAAGAGUCUGCAGCAUCAAAAGUGACAACCAAGGUCUUAGGCGUGGCCCUGGAGAAGAUGACACUGGAGACGCUGCUUUCCUGAGUACCACGGUUUAACUCCUCUGCGGUUUGCUUGCUUGCUUGCUUGUUUUGUUUUAAGGGAAUAAGAGGUAGUUUAUUGUGGAGUCAUUUUGAGUGACUGUGGCCUGAGAACACAGAUUUAGGUUUCCCCAGAUCCCAUGUUCCAUUGUGGAAGUAGUUUCAUGAAGUUUCAUACUUUUAUAAAACAGAGAAAGUCUUGAACCAAGGUAAUUUUAAAAUUCACAGGUAGGCACAUCAGAGAGUGCGUACGGCUAAAUGGAGAAGAUUUUCCAGAGGCUCCAAAAUGCUGUCUGUUGACACUCUUAGCUUUGGGGUUGAUGGAUGCUAGUGUCUGCUAAGUUAAUAGAUUCCAAAGGGAUUUUAUCUAUUAGCUACAUGUUAGUUCUGACAUGGAGAUAGGCAUGUGUGACUGUUCUGAGGGCUAAAGCUAGCCUGGGACAAUUAACCCCACACCCACUCCCCACACUGUCCCUCCACCCCCACAUGCUCCCUCCCUGCAGCAUUGCAGUCUCCCCGGUACUCAGGUUAUAAUCAGGCAGGCUCAGUCUCUGCAGACAGUGUCUUUGCAGUUUUAUUCACAGCUCCCCCUGUUGGACAAGCAUCACAGUCUGUGCAUGCAGGGGCCCCGUAUUAUUUAUUAAAUAUUAUAAAGUCCCUCGGAGACCAGAAGGCUCAUCAUCCUUCAGAUGCGGCUGAGUACUUGAGUACUCAGGAUGGCAUCUUCAGCAGAGAGGACUAGCUGUCAGAGGCCAUCAAGAAAGACACUCUGGUUUGUAGCCCAAGUCCCUGGGAGGAGCCUCUCAGGGAGCAAUGCCACAGUCAGCACUGUGUUACUUUAGUCAAGAUUAGAUUCCUUCACUGGCUUAAAACUCUGAAGUCGAUCUCUUCAUUUAUAACUAGUCAGAUUUUAAAUUUUUACACUCUUUCUUGACAAAAUUUUAAUUUACCUUAAUGGGUCUGACGAUUAUUUAGGAAUGGAAAUUAUGUCCAUAUCAAAUCAAUUUUCUUCAUUUAUGUAUUCACAUAUUUUCUGGUUUUUAACAAUAGUGAAAUCUCUUCCUACCUUAAAUAUUUAGCAAAUUUUUGAGUCCCAAAUUGAAAUUGGUGGGAGUUUAUCUGGACAGAUGGUAUGUCAUACCUCUUUCCUUUACGGCCAGACUGAAAACCUGAAGAAUGUAAUAGAACUACACUGUUCUCGCCUGCACGUCCUCCUCUGGGGGCAGAGGGACUGUAAGAGGCUGAGCAGCCAUUCCCAGAGCCACGUUAGAAGCAAAGCAGUGUCUGCGCCACCGCUCGGCCCUGGGUCUUAUCUCUCACUGCCACUGAAAAGGUCGAGCCCUAAGUUUAUGGUUUAAAUAGCAGGAGUUUAGCACAGUUUGGAAAGCCCAAGACCCCAAGACCUCAAGCCUGCCAUUGUGCUUCCUACUGGGGAGGAGGGCUCCCAUCUCGGCUUGUGCCUGGAUCUGAGAUGUCCCCAAGUGCUGAAGGCUUGUCCCUAGCUGGGGUGCUGUUGGAGGAAAACAGUGGGUGAUGGAAGAUGAUGGGAUCCAGCUAGAGGAAGUAUGUCACUGGAGACAUAACUUGGAAGGAUGUUUACCUAUCUGUCUGUCUCUGUCUCUCUGUCUAUCUCCCUGUCUCCCUCUGUCUCACCCCUCUCCUUUCUGUUUUUCAGACUGAAUAAAAUCAAUUGACUGAUACUCAGCUUUGAUGUUUAACAAAAGCCUAAAAAGGAAAGCACUGUGCUAGGCAAGAAUAUGUGAGGCUUGGAAAGACAAACAUUGCCCAUUUUCUCUCCCAUGUAGAAUCUGGAUUUAAACAGAAAUGAGUGUCUAUGCCUAUAUAGGCAUGAAAGUGAAUGGGGCUAAGGAAGAGUUGUAAAAGGAGGAGAUGGGGAGAACAAGGAAGGCAAAUAGGAAGGAGGAAAGAAAAAUCCUACAUUCAAUUGGGAUCUAGUUGUGUGGUGAGGGGGACAAUAGAAGAGGGAGGGAAUAUUGAGUUACAAGUUGAGGGGGUCAGAAUAUUGUGAUAGCUAUGAAUGAAUAUAAGCAAGAUACAAUGAUCUAUUUGUCAUGAGACUGAUUAUCUAUCGAUAGCUGAUACAUUAAUAAUAGGUUAUGGGUGAUAGAUGGGAGAAUGGACAGACAGAUGGAUGAUGGAUAGACAAAAUUAGAAAAUAGUAUUCUGAAAGAACACUCAUUGUAAGCACUCAUAGCCUGAGAUUCUGGAAAAUGCUUUGUGUUAAGAAGGAUGAAGAGAUUAAGUGCACUGGCUGCUCUUGCAGACGGCCUGGGUUCUGCUUUCAGGACCCACAUGAUGUCACAGCCAUUGGGUGUUCCAGCGCUGCCUUCUGGCCUCUGCUGGCACUGCACGCAUAUAGGGGGCAUACAUAGUACAGACAAAACACAAACAUGAAAAUAGUAAGAUAUUUAAAGAAUGCUUUAUAGAAUUUUCUUUUGUGUAUGUUGAUACAUCCCUUGGGAAUUUUCUUCAUAGAUACCAUGUAAGUUAUCUACAGUUCAUUAAGAACAGAGAAGUGGUCAAUGAC
Molecule: messenger RNA, 3821 nt
Organism: Rattus norvegicus (Norway rat)
Lineage: Eukaryota; Metazoa; Chordata; Mammalia; Rodentia; Muridae
Source: RefSeq, a predicted model, not a curated record